Molecule: messenger RNA, 1633 nt
Organism: Papilio machaon (common yellow swallowtail)
Lineage: Eukaryota; Metazoa; Arthropoda; Insecta; Lepidoptera; Papilionidae
Exons: 7
Coding region: 138-1088 (316 amino acids)
Source: RefSeq, a predicted model, not a curated record
AGACGCAACACUCAUUGCAAGUCGAACAGUCGAGCAAGCAACACGCACUUUCACUUCAGUGACGCUCCAACCUCGUGGAAGAUAACGAUCAGUGUUCAGUGAUUUAGUGAAUCCCAAAGCCGGUGCGAGAUACAAGGAUGCAGCAGAAAUUGUCCGGAUGGGCCCUCCUGGCCCUCAUCAGCUCGUCGAUGAUCCUCCACACGAUAGCUUACCCUCAGCAGCAGGCGUCUCUCAUCUCAAGGUCAACAAGUAACGUACGGUCACAAAAUCCCGUAUAUUACAGUAAUUCGUUGCCCGCGCCGCAAGAACAAAUAGGCCAAGAGAGGAAAUAUGCCGAGAAACCGAAUGCAUUGAAGAAAGUGGUCGACGACAUCGACGACACGCAAACAAAUUCAAUAUCGGAAGGCGGUUUCUCCUGGUCAAACAUGUUGGGUAUGAUAAUGCAAAUGAUAUUCAACCCUGGCGGCUCCAGCCCCAGUAAAAGCGACGGUCUCGAUACCGAUUCCGGUUCAUCAUCACCUUGGCCAAAUCUCCUCUCCAUGGGUCUCAAAAUUUUGACCGCCGUGCUCGGAGGAGGCGCCCCCGUUGAUGGAAUCGACAAAGUCGACUCUUCAUCACCAAUGCAGGGUAUAUUGGCUGCGGUUCUUUCGACGGUGCUCGGUGCAAAAGAUCCCGACCAAGUGGCCUCGAUGGCAAAGCAGGCUGGAGAGUUCAUUAGUAUCGUUGUGAAUCUCCUCGAUGCUCUUAAGACAUCGUUCUCUCAUCGGUCGCUCACUGCACGAUCCAUGGGUCGCAAGGAUUCAGUCAGUGACGCAGCGAUCGCUGGCAUUUCCAUGCUCAAGACCUACGUUCGGUCAUUUGGUACUAAUGACGACAAAUGCCUUCAGAAGUAUGUGUGCGAUGCUAACAACGAAUGUUCAUCAGACAUUGGACCGAAAAGCAUCUUCUGUCAGCUUGGAACAUACGCGGCAAGUUUCGUAUUAGAAAGGCAGUCGGGAGGCACUUUCGAACAGUUCUAUGAAGCCGGUCGUAGAGGUCGCUCCGGUAUUGAUUGUCGUCAGUUGUAUCUUGAAUGCAACGAAGUUUAGAUAACAACCGCAUUUCAAUAUACAGCCAAAACACGAACGUAGUAGAGAGAAAACAAUACUACAUUCUAAAUCAUCUAAUUCAGAAAAAAAACGUCGUUAUAAUUUUAUAAGCCAAAUUGAAAAUGUUUAAAUUAAAUUUGGUUUACAUAAUUCGGCCGAUUCCUCUACAGGCAAUCGGAAACUUUUGUGCAAGCUAUCCCAUCGCACAUAUUAUAAAGAACAUGUCAUGUGUAGUGUUUUUUAAGUUUUAAUUUAUUUAUUUAUUUAACUUAUUCUUUAGAUUAAUUACAUAGGCAUUACAAAGUAUUACGUGAAAAUAGGCAAAGACAAGAAAAUUCCGUCCGGCAAAUAUGUUCAAAAUGAAAGUCAUUGGCAAUAAAACCAACAAUUUCGCCAAUUUUGUAAUAACGACUGAUGUAAAAUUUAAUAUUGUGUGAUAUAAAACAUUGUAUCACCUUAUAGUUUAGUUAUGAAUAUUAUGUGUAUAUUUUUGUGAUCAUGUAUGAUUGAGGACGUCCUUGUGUGAAUGUGAUUGUUGAAUAAAA